Molecule: messenger RNA, 1692 nt
Organism: Agrilus planipennis (emerald ash borer)
Lineage: Eukaryota; Metazoa; Arthropoda; Insecta; Coleoptera; Buprestidae
Gene: Usp14
Product: ubiquitin carboxyl-terminal hydrolase 14
Exons: 11
Coding region: 160-1635 (491 amino acids)
Biological process (GO): proteasome-mediated ubiquitin-dependent protein catabolic process; regulation of proteasomal protein catabolic process; protein deubiquitination
Molecular function (GO): cysteine-type deubiquitinase activity; proteasome binding; protein binding
Source: RefSeq, a predicted model, not a curated record
AAGUCAUCUAUGUAAGUCAUUUUCUUUGGUCGUUACUAUUACUUAUUAUCUUUUUUCACAAUCUACAGAGAUAUCUGUUCAAAAUCUUUAAUUUAAUAUUUUAUUUGUAAUUGACUAAUUUUCAUACUUGUUGGGUGUUAUUCAACUCAGAGUACUAAAAUGUCAACGUUUAAAGUUAAAGUAAAAUGGGGUAAAGAGACUUAUCCUGAUAUUGAAGUGAAUACUGCAGAAUCGCCGUUGCUAUUUAAAGCCCAGUUAUUUGCUUUGACUGGUGUUCAACCUGAAAGACAGAAGGUGAUGUUAAAAGGGGUAACAUUGAAGGAUACAGAUUGGGAUAACUUUAAGCUAAAAGAUGGAGCAGCUGUUCUUUUGAUGGGAAGCAAGGAAGAGGACGUUCCUAAGGAGCCAGUAGAGAAAACCCUUUUUGUUGAGGAUAUGAAUGAGAGUGAACUAGCAACAGCUUUAGAUUUACCAGCAGGACUGACUAAUUUAGGAAAUACUUGUUACAUGAAUGCCACAGUGCAAUGUUUAAAAACUGUCCCUGAGCUUAGGGAAGCAUUACAAUCAUUUUCUGGAGGUGUCACUACUGCCGGAGGAGUUAUUCCUGCUCAAAGUAUAACAGCAGCAUUAAGGGAUCUUUAUUCAAGUAUGGACAAAGGCAGUACAAUUCCACCAAUAGUUUUAUUACAAGUUUUGCACAUGGCAUUUCCAAGAUUUGCAGAAAAAAGUCAGCAUGGUGGUUUUCAACAGCAGGAUGCUAAUGAAUGCUGGACUGAAUUAGUUAGAAUGUUGCAACAAAAACUGCCUGCUAAAAAUAACGAAGAUGGUACAGAAGCACAAAAAUUUAAAUCAUUCAUAGACCAAUAUUUUGGGGGGACCUUUGAUGUUGAAUGGAAGUGUAACGAGAGUGAAGAGGAGCCUAUUAACAAAUGCAAAGAGCAAUUUUUACAGCUUAGCUGUUUUGUAUCUCAGACUACUGUUAGGUACAUGCACCUUGGGCUAAAAUCUAGAAUGCAAGAACAAGUAACAAAAAUGUCACCCAUUUUAAAUCGUGAUGCUGUAUACACAAAGACGUCUAAAAUAAGUAGAUUACCGGCGUAUUUAACGAUACAAUUUGUAAGGUUUUACUACAAAGAGAAAGAGUCGAUAAACGCAAAAAUCUUAAAAGACGUAAAAUUUCCAUUAGAUUACGACGCUUUUGAUCUUUGUUCCCCUGAGUUGCAAGAUAAAUUGACUCCAAUGAGGACAAAAUUUAAGCAAUGGGAAGAUGCUCAAGUUGAAGCAUCUACUAAGGGAAAGUCAAAGGGAGAUGGAAAACCCAAAACCAAAGGAAAAGCUUUGCCAUAUUGGUUUGAAGACGAUUUGGGAAGCAAUAACAGUGGAUAUUACACGUUGCAAGCUGUAUUGACUCACAAAGGCAGGUCGUCAUCUAGUGGUCACUAUGUUGCAUGGGUUAAACAAUCCAAUGAUAUAUGGAUCAAAUGUGACGAUGACAAUGUAUCUGCCGUCUCGUCUGAUGACAUCGUUAAAUUAUCAGGUGGGGGUGACUGGCACUGUGCUUACGUUUUAUUGUAUGGGCCAAGAAUUCUUGAAGAACCUGUUGAUGAAGCCAAUGAAGGGGUUACAGAUCAGUAAAUCAAAAUAAAAAAAAUUGGAUGAGCAACCAGUGAUACAAAUAAAGCAUUUUCGAUU